Nicotiana attenuata is the source of this 987-nucleotide messenger RNA. RefSeq names its product universal stress protein PHOS34-like. The transcript has 4 exons. The record is from RefSeq and is a predicted model, not a curated record. Bases 273 to 767 code for a protein of 164 amino acids. NCBI's taxonomy places the organism in Eukaryota, Viridiplantae, Streptophyta, Magnoliopsida, Solanales, Solanaceae.
GCACGUCACUGUACGCAGAGGCUGUUAUGCCUACAGUACAUAACACGUUUCGUAAUUCGUAAAUUAUGCAAGUAAAGUAGUACGUACGAGUAAUUCAUAGCCAGUUCUCAUUUCUGGUACGCCACCAUAAGACGACAAAAAUCACACAGAUUAGAUCAAAAGGUUUCUGUUCUUAGAGCUCGAAAUUACUCAGUUAGAAUAAAUUCCCUUACAGCCAAUUAAAACCCUGUCAAGUUUGAAAAGCUUGAAAUUCAGUCAAUUGAGCAAUUGGAAUGGCGACGGCGGGGGAGAAACCGGUGAUGGUGGUGGGGCUAGAUGACAGCCAACACAGUUUUUAUGCAUUAGAGUGGAUUUUGGAUCACUUCUUUGGCCCUUCACCUAAUUCCCACGCUGCUCCUUUCAAGCUCCUCAUCGUCCAUGCUAAACCUACUGCUACUUCCGCCAUCGGCCUCGCCGGUCCUGGAGGUGCUGAUGUAUUGCCGUAUGUGGAGGCAGAUUUGAGGAAGAUUUCUUCUAGGGUUGCCGAAAAAGCUAAGCAGAUCUGUUCUGCUAAAUCGGUAAACGAUGUUGUAGUUGAGGUUGUGGAAGGUGAUGCUAGGAAUGUCUUGUGUGACGCUGUAGAGAAGCAUCAUGCCUCUAUGUUAGUUGUUGGUAGUCAUGGUUAUGGCGUUCUAAAGAGGACUGUUUUGGGAAGUGUCAGUGACUACUGUGCUCACCAUGCCCACUGCAGUGUGAUGAUUGUGAAGCGCCCAAAGGUCAAGGCUUGAUAUCUUUCUGAUUUGUAUCCGAUUCUUGUUGUCUGAACAAGUUUUAGAGCUUGUGAUAAUUGCUCCAAGUGGAGGACUUGGUUUAUUGUCUGUAUUUAUCCGAUUGUUUGACUCUUAAUAACCAUAUUUAUGUAUAUUUCAAUGUAAAAGUUCUGCCGUGUAACAUAUUGUGGCUAAAUUUCAUACUCUUUAUAAUAAAUCCCGCUCUCUUUUCUGUCCA